AUGGCAUCAUCCGAAAACAACCGCUCGACCACCGAGAAACCAUCCUUCCCCCCUACCGAACAUCAGCUAUCGCAAUGUACAACAAACCAGCAUCACGGUUCCCCUCACGAAACGUUGCGUCACGAACCUAGACCAGCUAGCAUAUUAGUCACGUCACCUAGGGUCUAUACCAGACACAUUUGCUGGGCAAAUCAAUUGCCAACUAGACAAUCGGCUUCGGCUACCAGACCCGCCCCGCCGCGUUUUACGGCUCCGAGUACCCCAUGCCGACUUCAACGAGGCCGGUUAAGCGAACACCGCCCCUUACGCUCCAGGCCUCCCUCACCCUACCCCUGGCCAACGGGUCUGCCAAGCCCGGAAACUAGUCCUGCGAGGUCGACGGAGCGACAUGUACAAUUCGAUUCACUCCCUUGUUCAGAUCGGGACCGAGAUCGAAACAAACGCAACAACUUGCGCAAACGAUCGCCUUCCCCCUAUCCUGGACAAGGCAUGGCUCAGUCAGAGAAGGAGGAAAGUGACAGCCACGACACAGAGACAUCGGAGAAGAAGAAGCCCAGCAAGAGCUUCUGGCAAACUUUACUUGAUUUCGAGGUGUCUUUUCUGACCCUGUCGGCGACGGCCUAUGAUCCGAAGCCGAGAAAAGAAGGCGAGGGCGAUUCCUACGAUAAAGAGAAGGAUUAG
This is a messenger RNA of Annulohypoxylon truncatum, 681 nucleotides long. RefSeq lists its product as uncharacterized. The transcript has a single exon. NCBI's taxonomy places the organism in Eukaryota, Fungi, Ascomycota, Sordariomycetes, Xylariales, Hypoxylaceae. The record is from RefSeq and is a predicted model, not a curated record. The coding region runs from base 1 to 681 and encodes 226 amino acids.